Notechis scutatus (mainland tiger snake) is the source of this 2111-nucleotide messenger RNA. The record is from RefSeq and is a predicted model, not a curated record. Lineage: Eukaryota; Metazoa; Chordata; Lepidosauria; Squamata; Elapidae.
UGUGCAGUUGGCCUUCCCGCUGCGGCAUCUCCGAAGAGAAGCUGCCUCUCCACCGGAGCACCUGUUGGGACUUAAGCAUCAUCCCUGGAUAAGGAACAGGAUCGCCAAGUUACAUAUUACUCAGCAGGAAAGGGGGGAAAAUUUAUCAUUAACUGGGCUACUCAGCCAGGAGGUAUAAGAAGAAACGGAUCAGCCCAGAUCGGGAGGCCCUGAAACUGACAGGAUGGCCACCCCAGCGGCUACCACGGUGCUGGCCCAACAGGAGUCGACCUCGCCUCACAUCGCAAUCGCAAAUGCAGCUGACAUCUCGGUCAUUGUCAUCUACUUCCUCGUUGUCCUAGUGGUUGGCCUGUGGUCCAGGCCCUGUGUCCUGUCUCGGUGCUUGUUCAUUGGCUCCUCUCUUGGGCAGGUCAUUGUCCAGCGAUGCCUCUCGGGGAAAAACAUGUCCCAUGUCAAGGCUGGCUGCAUCUUGUGCGGCUACUUGAAGUUGCUGCCCAUGUUCCUCAUGGUGAUGCCAGGCAUGAUCAGCCGCAUUCUCUACCGAGAUAGAGUGGCGUGUGUCGUUCCCUCGGUGUGCAAGAAGACUUGUGGGACAGAGGUUGGCUGUACAAACAUUGCCUAUCCAACGAUGGUGGUGGAACUCAUGCCGGAUGGGCUGCGAGGCCUGAUGCUCUCUGUGAUGCUGGCUUCACUGAUGAGCUCCCUCACUUCCAUCUUUAAUAGUGCCAGCACCCUCUUCACCAUGGACAUCUACACCAAAAUACGCUCCACCGCCAAGGAGAGGGAGCUCAUGAUCGUCGGCAGGCUGUUCAUCCUGGGCCUGAUUGGCAUCAGCAUUGCCUGGGUGCCCGUGAUCCAGUCUGCGCAGAGCGGGCAGCUCUUUGACUACAUCCAAUCCAUCACCAGCUACCUGGGCCCACCCAUUGCCGCUGUCUUCUUCCUGGCCAUCUUCUGCAAGAGAGUCAAUGAGCAGGGUGCCUUCUGGGGCCUGAUAGUGGGACUGGUAAUUGGGCUGUGUCGAAUGUUUGCAGAAUUUGCCUAUGGAACCGGCAGCUGCGCUCUGCCCAGUGAAUGUCCAGCGAUCAUCUGUAAAGUGCACUACCUCUAUUUUGCUAUCAUCCUUUUCGCUGUCUCUGUCACCAUCAUUCUGAUCGUCUCACUCCUGACCAAGCCAAUCGAUGAUGUCCACCUUUAUCGUCUUUGCUGGACUUUGCGCAACAGUAAAGAGCAACGUGUCGAUCUGGACGCAGGGGAGAUGGUGCAAGGAGUGGAGGACUAUGAGGAAGAGCCAGCCCAAGAGAAAGAGACCAACUGUUGCAAGAAAGCCUACAACUGGUUCUGCGGCUUGGAACAGACGGGCCCCAAGCUGAGCAAGGAAGAGGAGGAGGCCCUGCAGCAUAAGUUGACAGACACAACAGAGGUGCCAUUGUGGAGGCGCGUGGUCAACAUCAACGCCAUCAUCUUGCUGUCGGUGGCUGUUUUCUGCCAUGGAUUUUUUGCAUAGGUCAAGCAUUUUAUUUGAGAAUGAAGUUCUUGAUUGCUGAAUUGCACUGUGCCAUCAUAAUCUGUAAAUUGCACCUCAUCAGACUUGAAACUCAUUUGCCAGGAGAAUCACUGAACUCCUCCCGUUAACUGAACACAUGACCGACUGUGAAUGCCGUUGAUCGGGAGGGGCCGGGUGGGGUCUGCAGACUCUCCUCCAAGGGGACAAUCCUCCAAUGUUUUUAAUCCCUGUUUUUGAAUUGUGUUACCAAAGUGUGUGAGCCCGUGUGUUAGAAAUUCAGCUUUCCAGUUCUUUUUCCCUUCUUGUUUUUUUAAGUGUAUGAUUUGCACAGGAAAAGUGUGUAAGUUCAGCUGCCCUCAGUAGGCUGACUUUAAUAUUGUUUUGGAGGCAGAGUCUUCUAAUCUUUCCCCUCUUUAAUUUAAAACUCGUGCACAACUGUUUCUACCUGUAUUAACUUUGGAACUGGAACUAAUUGAAAUGGAUUAGUUCAGUUAAAAUCAGCUUGAAGUGGUUGGAAGGUGGUUUGAAACACUUUCCCUGGGACCAGGCGUACUGAUGUUAUUAUCAUCCUUUGUAAUCUGGAUUUACCGUGUCACUGUAAAAAUAU